AUGCCUGUACGUGCCAAGUUCCGUCCUCAACCCGGCGCGAACGACGCACCACGCACACCAUCGCCAGGCGGGCGAUUGGUCUUCUACCACGGGCUGCCAGAUGUUCGCGACGAUGAUUCCUUCCGGGAGGUGAUCAAGAAGCUGUCCAUAUACUUCAAUGAGGUGGUGGUCCUGCCCGUCACCUUCGAACAACUGAGGACGACAUCUGCAGGCGCGGGCCUCACAAAACUGGUCGAGCAUCUGAGCAAGACGUGUUGCAAUCCUGCCAUCGUGAAUGCUCUGCUCGCCCUCAAGUGGCACUAUGGAGCCGCAACCGAGGAGAAGAGCGUCAAUGAGGCCCGGGCCAACGCGGCAGAGAUUGUGGCCUGGCGUUUCUUGACGCACCUGUCCGAGAGGGAAGUCGUGGACUACUGCCUCUAUGAGAUACCGGAUUCGGAGCACCCCGACAAUAGGGCAGGCAAUGGCGAUGAGGAGGACGGUCGCCUGACCGAGGAGGUCGACGAGAACACCGCCCUGCUUGCCCAGUCGCUGGCCGAGACGGUGACAUCGGCCAAGAACGCCUUUCUCAAUACUGGCAGCAACAAGCGGUAUCAGCUGUUGAAGUCCAUCUCCCGUCUGACCAUGCACGGUGACGAGGACGAGGAGGAGGAGGAGGAAGACCCGACCAAGCCCUUUGUCACCCUCAACGCCCUAGAGAUCGCGGCUGUCGCAAAUGCCAAGCGUUUCCUGAGCCAACAUGUCGUGCAGAAGAUCAUCACCGGCAUAUGGAAUGGUGACAUUGUGUUUUGGGAUAGACUCGAGGUCAACUCAGUCAAGCGACCUCGAUUCUACAACAAGACGACGGCAGACCCCUUCUCUCGGCUGCGAGUCCCCAAGUACCUGAAAAGCUUCGAGGUCCUUUUCUUCUUUCUCUUCCUCUUUCUGUACUAUUCUGUACUCGUGGAGAGAAAUCCAGCCAAGAUCAGCUUCGCCGAAGUCCUCUUGUACAUCUGGUUCGCUGCCUUCUUCUACGACGAACUGAGUGAAUGGAGCGAUGCGGGAUCUAUCUUUUACGCGACGGAUAUAUGGAAUCUGUUCGAUAUAACCAUGAUAUGUAUUGGAUUUGUUUUUGCGGUGAUGCGCAUUAUCGGUCUCUCAAAGCAUGACGAGAACCUCAUCGAGCAGUCUUUCGACAUACUCUCGCUCGAGGCCCUAUUCAUGGUUCCCCGCGUCUGCUCCGUCCUGUCGCUGUCGCCUUACUGGGGCACACUCAUUCCCUGUCUGAAGGAGAUGGGCAAGGAUUUCAUCAACAUCUUUAGGUUUAUGGUCCUCGUUGUUAUUCUUUAUAUGGGAUUCCUGACCACGUUCUCGCUCAUCGGCCGCGAGGAAUUUACCCUCAGAGAGAUGGCAAUGGACCUGACCAAGAUUUUCUACGGCUCGAGCUACGUCGGCUUUGAGAUUAUGAAUCGUAUCGACCCAAUCCUAGGGCCUCCUUUGAUGUUCAUCUUCGUGACACUGUCCAGCAUUCUGCUCAUGGGCAGUCUGACGGGUAUGCUCUCCAACUCCUUCUCCCGUGUCAUUAGCCACGCCCGCGAAGAGUACCUCUACGUCUAUAGCGUCUACGUUCUCGAGGCCUCCACCUCCAACCGCCUCACCCACUUCUACCCUCCCUUCAACCUCCUGGCCCUCAUCAUCUUCCGUCCCUUCCGUAUCUUCCUCCCGUCCGACCACAAGUUCCGCGCCGCCCGCAUCCUCCUGCUCAAGGCGACCCACUUUCCCAUCGUUGGUGCCAUCAUGCUUUACGAGACCAUCCGCGGCAAGGUCAUCGCCGACGAGUACGCCGGCUUCAAGGGCCCGCGCCUCGACACCGCCAAUACCGCCGUCGGCACCAUGUCCAGGAAGGCCUCCCGCGCCAAGAUGAGGCCCGCGUCAUCGUCCGACCAGAGACGUUCCGGCCGACCCUCGCGCAUGAGCAUGAGCGUGUUCGACCCGGUCCAGUUGCCCAGGGACUCGCCCACGCAGGGGCCUCCAAGCGCUGCCACGCCCGCCACGCCCACAACGGCCGCGACGGAUGCACUCAACGAUGACGUCGACGCCCCGACCCAGGUGGAGGUAAAGAUCGCGGAGCUGAACGACAAGAUCGACAGGCUGACGGAGCUCGUCCUGGCCAUGCAGAGGGAGAGGGAGCAACUUCACAGGGACGGGAUGACGCACGGGGAUGGCGGCCUGCGGGGUGGAUUUUGA
Messenger RNA from Cryphonectria parasitica EP155, 2223 nucleotides. RefSeq lists its product as uncharacterized. Lineage: Eukaryota; Fungi; Ascomycota; Sordariomycetes; Diaporthales; Cryphonectriaceae. Gene Ontology annotation, molecular function: monoatomic ion channel activity. The record is from RefSeq and is a predicted model, not a curated record. Gene Ontology annotation, cellular component: membrane. The transcript has 9 exons. Gene Ontology annotation, biological process: monoatomic ion transport; transmembrane transport. Bases 1 to 2223 code for a protein of 740 amino acids.